Molecule: messenger RNA, 2032 nt
Organism: Rhodamnia argentea
Lineage: Eukaryota; Viridiplantae; Streptophyta; Magnoliopsida; Myrtales; Myrtaceae
Product: probable serine/threonine-protein kinase PBL25
Exons: 8
Coding region: 239-1834 (531 amino acids)
Biological process (GO): protein phosphorylation
Cellular component (GO): plasma membrane
Molecular function (GO): ATP binding; protein kinase activity
Source: RefSeq, a predicted model, not a curated record
AGUAUUGCCAAGGCCUUUCUCGUUACUGUCAGAUGACAAUGGGUCAUCGUUCUUGAAAUUAACAGAGCAAGUAUCCUUGGUCCAUAUCGAACCAGAGAAAACCUUGUUUCUCACUCUCUCUUAGUCUGUAUUAGGCGAUUUAAACUAUGAAUAUACCUUCUCAAAUCACACGGAUUCCCCAUCCUAACCCAACGACGAGCGUGUAUCCAGAGGAACAAAGAAGGUCGAUUCCGACAACAUGGGUUUGGGAGCCGCUGAUUCUUCGUCCACUGGAGAGACGGUGAUGGUGGUGUUGGACGCCAACAGGAGCAGAGGAAACUUGCAUGCUCUUGAAUGGGCUCUCAGGCACGUCGUCCGACGAGGACACACUGUUCUUGUUCUUGGCAUCUUCUGCAAGAUUGGCAAGCGAGCUUCCUGUUUUCCAUUUCACAUGGCAGGGGAAAAACUAGAGCGCUUAGGAGAAGGGGAAGUGGAUCCGACAGAUCUCAAGGAAGAGAUCGCUGAAAAGAGGGAUGAAUACAAGAGUUGCCUUCAGCCAUUUUAUCGGCACUGCAAGAAAAAUGAGGUUAGAGACUAUUUAAUUUACAGUAAGAAGAAAACCCCACUGAGCAGGCAUAGAACUUUCCUUGUGCAGGUGAAAUUGGAAAGUAAAAUUGCUGCUGGAUUUUGUCCGAGAAAUGUAACAGUUGAAGAAGCACAGAGCUGUAAUACUUGUUGGAUCAUCUUGGACAGCCAUCUAAAGAAAGACAAAACCUACAUAUAUGGGCACGUGGGCUGCAAUCUUGCACUAGUCAAGGGCAAAGAUGUGGUGACUUUAAUGCCAUCGAAAGUAAUCCUGCAGGAAAGUUCUUCUCUGAAGCAUAGAAGGGUUGAUGAUGGACAUCUCUCCAAUGAUCCUAUUACAGAUAACCAGGAAGGGACGUCCAUAACACCUCCACCUAAGAACCGUAAUUGGUACCCACUCGCCUGGAGAACUGGCUUUCCUCGAUCCUUUACUCAGAGUGAGCUUGAAGUGAUAACCAGUGGUUUUUCCAAGGAGAGUAUUGUGCAAACUCUAGACAAUAUACAUAUGUAUCAAGGACAAUUUCAGGAAACACCUGUCCUGGUAAAAUGUUUCUCGCCAAAUGAUGAACAUUUUUGGUCAAUGCUGAGGAUCCUUUCCCGUGUACGCCACCGGAAUAUCUUGAAUAUUGUUGGGUACUGCUUCGCGGGUUCUUCCAUGUUCUUGCUCUUCGACUUCCCCUUUAUGGGUACUUUGGAAAUUAACUUGCAAAAUAACGAUUUGGCUGAAAAAAUACCAUGGAAAGCAAGAUGGUACAUAGCGGUGGAAAUAGGUGCAUGUUUGCGCUAUCUUCAUGAGGAAUGUGUUGAUGGACCAAUCGUGCAUCUCUCUGUCUGUUCCAGUCAUGUCAUCUAUCCUCUUGGUGGCUCUGCAAUGCUUGCGAACUUCAUGACUGCCAAAUGCCUCAAGGACAGUUCUCCAAGAGAUAAUCAAUCAUUAGCUCACUGCUUGAAUCUGCAAGAAGGCGAUGGCAUUGCUAUCGAUGUGCAAGGCUAUGGGAUUUUUCUGUUGGAGCUCAUAACAGGAAGGAGUGCCCGAUGUUUUCUGGACCCCAACAAGGAGGAUCUCAUUGACUGGGCUUUACCUGCAAUAGAAAAAGGUUCUCUGAGUGAAGUCAGAGACCCGAGAUUGACAGAUACUACUGAUGAUAGAUUCAUCGAUCAUAUGGCUCAAGCUGCUUUGCUCUGCCUGCAUGAUUUAAAUCGCAGAAUCUCCAUGAGUGAGGUUUUAGCCGUGGUUCGAGGUCAUCCCAUCGCAAGACCUGGUUGUUAGGAUUUCUCGGAAGAAGUCUACAUAUGUCUCUGUGUACAAAUACUUAUUAGUGUAACGAUGAUCAAUGACUGGUCUUGUUUAGAAGAUAAACAGGAACCCUGUUGGGGCCAGGAUGAUUUGGAUGAACUUGUGCUCCAAAUCUAGAAAAGCAAAUUAGCCAUGUCAUGUAAUAACAAAGAUGAGACUCACCAGAUUCGC